AUGAUAAUGGAACCUUAUAGCAACUCUUUUAUAGUAGAAGCGACAAAAAGAAAAUUUAGUUCUUCCUCAUUAGAUUCAAAGAUUCAUGUUAAAAAGAAAUUUACCGAUCAGUCAACGAAAUCUAAUUCAUCAAAAGAACUAAAUAAAGAUACCGCAGCAAAGCAAAAUUCUUCUGAUAAAAUAAUUGAUCAAUUAUCAUCUUUUGAUUUCUCUUUAACAUCCGAAUCAUUCUCUGCUGAAUCAAACUCAAACUCAAACAGUCUCAUUUCAUCAGAUAUUCCAUCAUUACAUAAUAGCUCUACAAUAAGAAAACAUUUUUUAAAAAAUAAAAUUAAUAAAGGUAUAAUUUCCGACAUAAACACUUUAAUGGAUGACGGAACUAAUUUAACUGGUUAUGUUAGGGCCAAUCCAAAACGAGAUCGAGACUAUCAUAAUUUAUUUAAAGAAAUUCCACCUAACGAAUAUUUGAUUAAUGAUUAUGGUUGCGCUUUACAAAAAGAAAUUUUGGCCCAAGGAAGAAUUUACGUUUCUUUAAAUUAUAUUUGUUUUCACGCAAAAAUAUUUGGUUGGGUCACCAAUACGGUGUUAUCGUUCUCGGAUGUAACUGCAAUUGAGAAGAAAAUGACCGCAUUCGUAAUUCCAAAUGCCAUUCUAAUAUCAACUAAAAAAACAAAGUAUUUUUUUGCAUCGUUUCUUUCACGUGACACGGCGUAUGAAUUAUUCACGAAAUUAUGGAGGCAUUCAAAGUCAAGUAAUAAUCAAAAUUAUUUGCAAGUUGGACAUCAAAAUUCUGAUUUAGAGAAAACAAAUGAAAAAUUACUAGCGAUAAGUUUAUUAAAGAAUAAAUUAAUAACAAAAUUAUCGUUGCCGAAUAUUAACGUCAAAAAACGUGAUAUGAAUCUCGCUGUAUUUGCUGCAGCCUCAGAUAUUUCAGCUGAAACAGAAUUUGUAAAUAACGAACAUUCAAGUUACUCUACGCCAACUACUCCGAACGUAUGUUAUUUGAAUCGAGAGCUUAAAAGAUCAAAAUCAGAUGAAUUUGUUACCAAAUCUUCAUUAGGCUUACAAGACAAUAAAUUAAUGCAUCAAGGAACAAUUUGUGAUUGCUUAAAAAAUAACCAACAUUUUGAUAAUAUAAUAUUAGAUACUAAAUUUAAAGGAAGUGUUGAAAAAAUUUAUAAUUUAUUGUAUACAAGUGGAUUCAUUACCGAAAUUCUAACAGAUCUCGAAAAAUCUGAUGAUAAGAAUAUCGGUGAAUGGACUGAAUAUAAUGGCAACUUAGUCAGACAAUCCAGCUACACAAAACGAUUAAAUAAAGCUAUUAUCAAUAUCGGUCCAAAAACCACGAAAUGUUACGUAAAAGACGAAGUUUUACAUCGAGAUUUCGAAAAAUAUGUAACAAUAAUGACAUCAACGAAAACACCAGAUGUACUUUCAGGCAAUGAAUUUACGAUAAAAACAAAAACAUGUAUAAUGUGGACUGAUUCAAAUAAAACAAGGGUACUUGUAACUUGCACCUUUGAGUUUUCAAAACCUACGCGGCUUAAAGCCUCAAUUGAGAAAGCAUCAUUGGAAGAUCAAUUAACAUAUUAUAAAACAGUAGAGGCAGCUGUACGCAAAUAUAUUUCACAAAAUCUUUCAGAAUUUGACACAUCGCCAACAUCUUCUUCAAUAUUUAUCGAAGAAGCUAAGUUUGAAGAAGUGGACAAUGACGAUUUUUACACGAUAAAACAAAAAUCCACAAAUAACAAGAAAACGUUGCACUUGAAGGAAGAAGUAACAACUACUACAUCUACACUUACUAAUAUAUUGAGUAUUAUUAAAUUAAGAGUUUCAAAUAUUGAAACCAUUGUUCUAUUAGUAAUCAUAUUAACAUUAAUAGUUAAUGUAUAUAUGGUAAUUAGUUUAAAAGAUAUUACGCAUCACAUUAAAUCUAUUGAGCAAAAUGAAGCGGUAAAUGAGGGUGGUCAAAUCAGAAUUGAAUUCGAUAAUAGUCAUUAUACUUUGGAUGAAUGGCUAAAUGAAUUGAGGAAACGACAAUUGUUUUCUAUUUUAGAUGAGAUCUUUUGA
Funneliformis mosseae is the source of this 2070-nucleotide messenger RNA. The record is from the annotation of a GenBank genome assembly. NCBI's taxonomy places the organism in Eukaryota, Fungi, Glomeromycota, Glomeromycetes, Glomerales, Glomeraceae.